UGACCGGUCACAAGAUAAAGUUUCAAAAUAAUUAGGUUGUGAAAUAUUUUUUUUUUAUUUAAAACAAUGGAACGAUAUGAUAAUGGCCCAACCAUUGAAUAUGAUCCAAUGUGCGAUAGUGAGAAUCCUCAAAAAAUAUCAUUUGAGGAUGUUUCAGCUGCCGCCUUCAGGAUUCAGAGUGGGAUUAUAAAAACGCCAUGCGUGAAAUCCCACAUGUCGAGUAUUUAUGGUAUGGAAAUUUAUCUGAAAAAUGAUUUCCUGCAGCAUACCGGAAGUUUCAAAGAGCGUGGCGCCCGUAAUGCAUUACUACUGCUUUCCCCUGAAGCAAAAGCUCGAGGGGUGAUCUCGGCCUCAUUAGGCAACCACUCCCAAGGGCUGAGUUAUCACGCACAACAGCUCAAUGUUCCCACCACUGUGGUAAUGCCAAACGUAGCUCCAAUCAUGAAGAUCGAGAACUGCCGCUCGUAUGGCGCGAAUGUCAUAGUUCACGGUCAUGACAUGAAGGAAGCAAAAUACCACGCUAUGUCGCUUGCUAAAGAGAAAGGCCUCACUUAUAUCAACGGGUACGACCAUCCCCACAUAAUGGCUGGUCAAGGAACAGUGGGUCUUGAAAUAUUAGAGCAACUUCCAGACGUGGAUGCCGUAUUGGUCCCGGUGGGAGGGGGAGGCCUCUUGGCCGGCGUCGCCACUGCAAUAAAACAUCUGAAACCACACGUCCUUAUUUAUGGAGUAGAAACAGAGAAAUGUCCAAGUAUGGAGACAGCUAUGAGGAACAAGGAACCCACAAGCGUGCAGAUAUGGUCGACUCUAGCAGACGGUCUCGCCGUACCCACUGUCGGCUAUAACGCCUUUUUCACCGUCAAAAAUCUUAUUGAUAAAAUGAUUACAGUGAAUGAAGACUGGCUGGCUCGCGCCAUUUUACGUCUAGUGGAACAGGAAAAAUAUGUCGUAGAAGGUGGCGGCGCUGUAUGCGUUGCUGCUAUCAUGGCGGGCUUCGUACCCGAACUUGCUAAUAAGAAAGUGGUCUGCAUAUUAUCAGGGGGCAACAUCGACACAACUAUCUUAGGCCGAUGUUUGGAGCGCGGUCUGGCGGCUGAGCAGCGUUUGGUGAAGUUCAAGGUGACGGUGAGCGACCGGCCCGGAGGUAUUGCGGAACUGUGCAAGCUGCUCGCAUCUUUGGGAGUCUCCAUCAAGGACAUCAUGCAGGAACGCGCUUGGGUGUAUGGAGAUAUAUUUAGUGUUCGAGUAAAAGUGGUGUGUGAAACAAGAGGCCCUGAACACAUGGCAGAGCUACGAAACGUGAUCAUGAACACUUAUAAAGAAUGGUAUUUUGCGCGGGAAUGGGACGAGCGACGUAGGCCCAGUACAGACUCAUUAGAUGACGUAUCACAUUAAAUUUUAACCAACUUUAAAAAAUAAAAAUAAAAUUGAUUUAGAAUCUUGUGUAGAAUAUGUAUAACAUUAUCUAAAAGUAUUUUAAAGAUAAAAAAAGAGUGUGUGUACUUAUGUACACGCGUUAGAAGUUAUACUUCUUUGGCGUAUGGAAAAAAAUACUAGAAUAUACACCUUGAACAUAGUUAUCAAUUU
Messenger RNA from Colias croceus (clouded yellow), 1587 nucleotides. Its product is annotated as L-threonine ammonia-lyase-like. Gene Ontology annotation, molecular function: threonine deaminase activity; L-serine ammonia-lyase activity. NCBI's taxonomy places the organism in Eukaryota, Metazoa, Arthropoda, Insecta, Lepidoptera, Pieridae. The record is from RefSeq and is a predicted model, not a curated record. The transcript is spliced from 9 exons. Gene Ontology annotation, biological process: L-threonine catabolic process; L-serine catabolic process. Bases 67 to 1395 code for a protein of 442 amino acids.